GUGAAAAUUACGUCUUGGAGGACAUUGUAUAUUGUGUGGCUAAUAUUAUAGACAGAAAUUCAAACAAAGUCGCUUCUCUGUUUAAGACAACUACACGCAAAAGAAAAGGCUUAUAUAAGCCGUGCUCUUCUGCUUAAGGUCUGAUACAAUAGCUGGGAUGCCUAAUUUCUUUCAUAAUUUACCCUUUAAUGGGAGGAACUGGAAAUUUCACAGUAAGAAUUUUACAGAAGAUUUAUUUAUCAGAUAUAUAAGUGCUGUAAGCCCUCGACAAAGACCUCUGCGUGUGUGUUUACGUUUGUAGUGACUUAUAAACGACACUGCUCUGUUUUACUGUCGCCUUGAGCCACAAUAUUAGAAAAAAAAAAACCUGCUCCGUUUUAAAUAGCUAAGAAUGCUUCACUUCUGCACUUUGGUGUGUUUUAUAUGUAGUGUGUUUUAUACAGAUAUGUUUGUGUAGCGUAGAGUUUUAGAGUUUUUUCAUGUAGUAAAGUUCUGGUAGUUUUUCGGUAGUGAGGUCUUGGGCCCCAGUUUUCAGUAAAAAAAAACAACAACAAUGAAGCUUCUGGAAAAUUCGAGUUUUGAGGCCAUUAAUACUCAACUUACCAUAGAGACUGGAGACUGUAAGAUAAUCGGAAGGAUUGAAAGUUACUCCUGCAAAAUGGCAGGCGAAGACAAGCAGAUGUUUAAGCAGUUCUGUCAGGAGGGACUGCCUCAUGUGCUGGAAGCUCUGUCACCUCCUCAGUUGUCUGGAAUCAGCCCUAACAAGCUUAGUCACAGUCAAAGUGGCGAUGAAGUGGAGAGUCCACUUUCUGAUAAAUGUAGCAGGAAGACUCUGUUCUACUUGAUUGCUACUCUCAACGAGUCCUUCAGGCCGGACUACGACUUCAGCCGUACCCGAGGGUGUGACUUCAGUAGAGAGCCCAGUGUCAAUUGGGUGUUUAAUGCUGUGAAUAGUAGCUUGUCUACUGCUGCUGGGGAGGCAUACAGCAGCUUGCAGCAUCAGCUCUGGGAGGCCAUUGACAAUGAAAUCAGUUUGGCUGAGUGUGACAUUUAUAGCUAUAAUCCAGACCUUGAUUCUGACCCAUAUGGAGAAGAAGGCAACAUGUGGUCCUUCAACUAUUUCUUCUAUAAUAAGCGGCUGAAAAGAAUUGUGUUCUUCACAUGCCGGUCUGUUAGUCUUUUUAUGACUCCACAAGACUCGGGCAUUGAAACGGAGCUGCACCUGGACUUGGACGAAGGUGGCUUUCAGGAGGAGGAGGAGAACGUGGAUGAAGAGAGGUAUCGAAUAUUAUGUGCCCAGUGAAGAUGUAAUAAUACUGCCUUGCUUCUGAAUGCCUUGGGUGUCUCUUGGAGUCACAUUUCGUUUUCUGUUUUGUAAUAAGUGGUUGUUCUUUAUGAAUAUGGUAGGAUAAAAUCUUUCAUUAACAGGAACUUCACACAUUGGGGUUUAUUUUUUAAGUGUUUUAGUGUGAAAUUCCUGAGAAAUUCUGACCAAAUUUUUUAUGUAAUAAAAAUUGAUCAUUACAUUAUUUAAAGUCAAUUGUUGUAUUUUACACAUCAUUAAUAAUCAGCGUGUUGAAUGAACCAUUUUUCUCUUUGCUGUUUAUACCUUCUGGUCCUUUUUAAAUGACUACAUCUUUCAGACUUACAUUUUACAAUUACAUUUACUGUCUGUGCACAAUUUAAGACUAGUGGUUGCCAAAGUGGAAUUGUAAUUUGAUAUUUUAAGUUUUUAAACUGGUGUAAUUCUGUCAUUAUGAAAAAAACUACACCAGUCCUUACACUCAUUGUACAUUGUCAUUCAUGAAAACACAGAUAUAAAUGAUUUGUCUUAAAUCGUGCCUACAUACACAGGAAAUCGACCUGCAAAUAGACGUUUGUCUUAAUUAUUAGCAGACUUUUUGUCCCAUUUUUUUUUCUGCCAUGUUUGUCCACCCCCUCCACCAGUAAGCUUUAAGAAUGAUCACUUUUAUGUACCUAGUAUGUAUCAACCUUUGUUUGCUGUGAUAUUAAGGGAUCAAACAUGUUUGAUUCAUAUUGUCAUAAGUUUUUGUGGGGCAUUUUCUUAGAGUAUGUUAGGGUGGCCACUGAGCAGUUUUAUUGUUGUUUCAUUACCGUUGUUUUGGGGUUGAUGGCUUUGGGAAAUCAUUUAGAUCUGAAGUAAGGCCAGCCAACAUCAUAAUAUGAUAGCUUUAUUGAAGUAUAUUAACAUAAAGAUACACUUUUCGGAGGUUAAUGGGUAUAACUUCUAUUUAAACAAGACAGUGAUUUUUUUGGCUUGACUUUAAUACCUGUUAAAUAUGUUGAAUCUUUUUUUCCUGGAUGCAAAUUUAUAUAACCGAAGCUGUACCAUUUGGUUAAUUUCCAUUAAAUGAUUAUUAUUUGCAUAAUCAGGGUUCCCACGCGUCCUGGAAAACCUGGAAAUCCUGGAAAAUUAAUGACCAAUAUUCCAGUCCUGGAAAACACAUGGAAAAUGAGAGAAAACAUAAAUUGUCCUGGAAAAAAUCUUGUUGUUCUGGAAAAUUAUUUUUAAAUGUUCUUGAUCAUUUAAAGAACAGUUUACAACUGGUCGAAACAAUUAACGUUAGUAACAGAAAGCGCUCUGUUCAGGGACGCUGAGUUUUGACGGGUUUUUUGUUAUGCUGUUUAAUCUCGCUGUGACGGAUGACGCUGUCUUGUGCUGGCGGUUUCAGGUGCUAGGAAUGGUUUAAGUGCUCGAAUGUUUUCAGCAAAUGGUGACGGGUAAGCAGGUUAUAUUAACCUUGUUAAUCUGAGUAUCAUGUGCAAGGGGAAUCCACAGCAAACUAAAGCAUGCAUGACUGCAUUGGCCUGAGAAAGGAACGGGUAUUAAUGUGUGGUCUUUUUAUUUUAUAAAUGUUGAUAUUUCAUUCACAUGACAAAUUGUCUUUAAAAGUAUAGUUAAGUAAUAGCCAUAAAGUGUACGUUGUUUUUAAGACUUCUGGAGAGAAGAACAUAUUACUUUAGGCUGUGAAUCUGUGAGCCUUGUAUUUUUUUGCUAAAUUUGAAAUGUCCUGGAAAAGUCCUGGAAAAUGAUCUCUGAAAAAGAGUGGGAACCCUGAUAAUCCAUGUUGAGAUUCAGUUCAAAUUCACUGGUUUUAUGAUCAACAAUUCCCUCCUAAUGUUUUUCAAGUUAAAUUUAAUAGUAAUAAGCUCAGUAUUUUCUGUGAUUGAAGCUACUCAAAAAAAAAAAUGAUGGUGUUAUGAAUAAAUACAAAGUCAUCAUUAGGAAUUAUUGGUUUGUUUUUUCCCAAAUGAAUGAUGAAUAUGUGUUUGUUUAUAUCUGAAUAUUUGUUUUUUGGCAUUUGUGACUGGACUGUGUUGUGCUUUUAUAUUGAACUGUGAUACUUUUGUACUUUUCUAAUCAGAUAAGCUACAGGAAACAAGUAAGAAUACUGUCACACAUUAUUGGAUUUUAAAUGUAUUUUUCUUCUCAAAAUAUUUUGUUUUGUACUCAAAAUAUUUAUGUUUAGGUGAACGCAGACUUCAACCUCACAGAAAAGAGCUUUGAAAAGCUUAAAGUUGUAAUUGAAUGUGUUUAUUAUAUUUGUACUGUAUAUUAAAUGAGUCUUUUGUUAUGGAAAACCUUUUUUUUUUUAUGUAUAUGGCCAACUCAGAAGAUGAACAUGGUCAGACUUGUGUGCUUUUUGCUCUAAAAUGCUCUAAAAUGCACCAAAUUAUGGGUUGAUUUUUUUUUAUAAUAAUAAUGAUAAUAAACAUUAAAAUAAA
Messenger RNA from Tachysurus vachellii, 3747 nucleotides. RefSeq names its product MAF1 homolog, negative regulator of RNA polymerase III a (gene maf1a). NCBI's taxonomy places the organism in Eukaryota, Metazoa, Chordata, Actinopteri, Siluriformes, Bagridae. The coding region runs from base 554 to 1303 and encodes 249 amino acids. Gene Ontology annotation, cellular component: nucleus. The record is from RefSeq and is a predicted model, not a curated record. Gene Ontology annotation, molecular function: RNA polymerase III core binding. The transcript is spliced from 7 exons. Gene Ontology annotation, biological process: negative regulation of transcription by RNA polymerase III.